Fibroporia radiculosa is the source of this 2598-nucleotide messenger RNA. RefSeq lists its product as uncharacterized. Bases 1 to 2598 code for a protein of 865 amino acids. Lineage: Eukaryota; Fungi; Basidiomycota; Agaricomycetes; Polyporales; Fibroporiaceae. The transcript is spliced from 3 exons. The record is from RefSeq and is a predicted model, not a curated record.
AUGACAGGGCCCAGCGCAAGCCUCCCGUCGACGUCGACGUUCUCCUUUACCGCUCCGUUUCCGCCAGAAUCCUCAGCAGCCCCCUCGCCCCUCAAGCAACGCCGGGUAUCGCUCGCGUCUGCCGCUUCGCCACGCCUCGUUCCAGCGUGGAGCUUUCGCGAUGACACAGGCCUUGGUGUCCAUUCAGGCGACCAAUCCAGCCCUUCGGAAAAGAGAGGCAAGAUGCGGAGAGUCGACAGUGGCGGCGACCGACCAGACGACGAAUAUGCCCAGCCCUAUUCCGAGAAGAAAGCCAGGAAGAAGUGGACAAUGGAGGAGACACAGAUGCUCGUCAAUGGAUGCAAUAAGUGGGGUGUCGGGAAUUGGAAGUCUAUUCUGAACGACCCGGAGUUCAAGUUCGACAACCGUUCACCAGUUGAUCUCAAGGACAGAUUUCGAACGUACUUUCCAGACGCAUAUAAGCAGCAUUAUCCAAACGCAAAGACGCAUCUCUCGUCGAAAAUACGCUCUGCCCUUCCUGAUGGCACCUCCAUAUUCGAGAAGACGCGUAGCAAGAAGCGGCGGCCAUUCACAGAGGAGGAAGACCGGGCAUUAAAGGCGGGGUAUGACAAGCAUGGGACGGUAUGGGCGACAAUCGUCAAGGACCCUAUCUUCCAGGAACAGAACAGACGCUCGACCGACUUGCGCGAUCGGUUCCGCAACGCCUUUCCAGAACUGUACCAAGCUGCAGGGUAUAAGCCUCGAGCGCCGGCGAAAAAGAAAAAGGGUGACAUGUCUCAACCUCUGCGGGCUGCUACCGACGAUCAACUCGCGUCAACCAGCGCGACAGGGCCUGUUAGGCGAAAGAGGAGAAACACCACCCAGGGUCUGUUUCGUGGCGGAACGAAGAGUGUACCGGAGAGUGCAGCAUGCUCCGAAGAUGAGGAUAGCUCGGAGGGCGAGGAUGAGGUAACACGGUCUAUGAUCAGGGACGGGUUACAAUCCGCACCACCUGAACAGAUGACGCCCGCCUCUGAAAUGUUCGCCACCGAAGUCGACAUGCAACCAGCGGACACUGUCGGGGACGGUCUAUCCUUCCCCGAAUUGCUCUCGAACUCAUCUUUAUCAGAGAUCACGGAUUGCUCUUCGCAGUCUCAACCAUGGUCUAUGCUCGACACCCCACUACAUUCGAGCGCCUGGUCUACCACAAAUGCUGCCUCGCCCACCUCGUCUCAUAUCUCAUCCGACUACUUGCUGAAUAACUCUCCGUUUAACCGUCGAGCAGAAGGCGCCGGGAUGAUGAUCGGCAAAUCGGCAUGGGGGCCUCAGGACUGGCUGUCUGCGAAUCCUCGUCUCGAUCCGUCCGGAGCAUGCAGCAGCAAUUCGUCAUUCAUCGGCGGCGUUUCUCCAGUUCCAUCUUCCCCCUUCUCGUUCGCGCAUCUCAAUCACGGUGUUCUGGACCGGUACGACCUCUUUCCACCAUCACUUGCUCACGAUUUUGCUUCCGAAGUCGGCGUGGGUGACUCGCACUCAACAUUCUCUGACCCUGAUAUGUUCACUACGAGCAGUUUCCGCGGAUUCACGCAUCACUCGAACUAUGCGGGUGAUUUAAUUUUCGGUGCGCGCAGCCACCAACCGCACCAGCCAUUUGAUUAUGGUCCGGGCUUUGGAUUCGGCAGCGCUGGACUGGGGUUGUCUGGUAUGCAACAGUCCUCUGCCGCGACGGGCCUGCAUCCUAUGCAGAUGCAUACGCCGGCGUUGCCUGGGAUCGACGAGAUUGAACUGACCUCUAUCACGCUCGAUGAUCAUGUCGAUAUGCACGAUGCAAUGGAGGCGGUGGAGACUGUGGUCUCGAAGGAUGACCGAAGUGUCGCUGCGGGUCUUGUUGAUCUGAGCACGUUUAAUCUUCCGACACGGACUCUCGAGGAAAUCGUCGGCAUCACACCGGAGCUAAAUGCUACGCCACCUGGCACUCCCCAGACAUCGUCUCGGUCUCUCCGACACUCUCAUAUACACCUUACCUCAUCUCAUAACCGAUCUGUGUCUGUCCCGCCUUCGGAGCAUCGCGCGGCUCUGCCCCGGGCAGCGCAAACGCAGGUGCUGAAGCCACGGCCAUUGCUACAUGGUUCACCGCGAUCGCACUCGAUGGAUAUUUAUUCACCGGAGCAAGACAUCUUAGCGCAGGGCCAGUCGCUCCAGCCCGAUAUGGCGUACUCGGCAGACAAUUGGCGAUCCCAAGGCGACAUGUACGGGGUUCCGUACCUCGAUUUACAUUACUACACAUCGUCGGCAACUAAUAACGCGCCUCCCCCGAUGCCUCUAGAGCCGGACUUGGAUUCCGCGUACGCGAAGUCGAGCUUGGAUCUUGUGCGACAAGGUCAGGCGCUUGAUCUUGCGGAGACUCUGGCAUCUGCGUCGAGGGCGAUGGCCCUCCCACCGUCGCUGAUGCAGCAUAUGCCGAUGGUUUCACAUAGUGCGAACAGCACCCCCCCUGCCACAACGCGCAUGCUUCCGAUGCACCAUCGCGGACAAAGCGCAGUGUCCCCGCAGGACUUGCUGCUACGCAAGGGAAGCGACAACAAGCGGAAGCGGUCGAGCUGGGACGGCGGUAUGCAUUGA